CGGGUUACCUUGCGCGUCCGUUCUUCCUUCGCCUGUUGCCAUCCCAUUUUUGACCAGCUUGCAAAGUCGGGAGAGAUUUCAACGGAUAAGUCAUGCCAUACCUAUUUGGCUUAUCUGUUGUGGUGAUAUCCCGUCUUAGAGCGCCGUUGAGUUGGUUGUGAUUUCCCACGACAAUUCCCUUUCUCCCACCACCACCACCACCUCCUCCUUCUCCCCCUCAAACAACCCCCAACCGCGAGGCUGAGCGGCCUGUCCAGCGAGGGUUCAUCAACGGACAACCACGCUGCGGUCAUCCGAUUCGCAAACGCCCGACAACCAGAGGAAAUGGCGCCGCUCUCGUCAUCUAAAUACCGUUCCUCGCCUGGCCGAUCGUCUAGAAACCACACCAGGGUCACCUUGAGGACAUCGCGAAGCUCUGACCCAAGCACUUCAGAAGGCCCACCCCUCAAGAAACGGAAAUACAUCCCUGGUGGCCCCGGUGGAGGCGGGAGAUACAUCGAACUGGAGGUGAAGGAACCCACCCCGAGGCGGAAGCCUAGUCCCGCCGCACGACGGAACUCCUCGAGCUCCCAGAGUCGCCCUGCUCCAGACCCGGAGCCUCCUCAGCCUGUACAGCUGCCCCCUCCCUCUCCUGCUCCUGCUCCUGCUCCAGCUCCUGCUUUUGCUCCUCCCCCUCCCCCACCACCUCCCGUGCCGUCCACGCCGCCCUCUGCGCGCCUCAGGCGAGAAAAGAGCCAGAGCCGUGGCCGCUUUGGUUCCUCGACAGCGGCUGCUCUUGCGCUACAACAAGGAGAUGGAUACAAACCGCGGGAGGAACGAGGAUGGGAGGAGUUCCACCCGGACCUGGACAUCGAUACCAAGUUCACGGUCUUCAGUGCAGAGGAAGUAGAUGGCCCUCCACCGUCGGCAUCAUUAGCUCAAAUCCUUUCACCGAAUGGCCUGAAUAACAGCAGCGAUAAAGAUCCAAUCGCCGAGCUCAUUCGCGCGCACACUAAUGGCACCUCGCCGACGCCAAUCAAGCGUCGCCCGGGGCGCCCCCCUCGCCGUCCUGAAGCUAUCCUCCAUGCUCUGGGUAUCUCGCCGCAACCGAAAGCUGUACCUCCACCCGGGCCCAAUCCGCGCGAAAGGUUGACGCUUCCGAAACCUACAUUUCGACUACGGGACCCAUUCACCUUCUACGAUCAACCCGGAGUAGGUCAGCAGAAUUAUGUCGAUCGUACCAUGGCGAGUGUGGGAUAUCAAGAGAGCGACCUCUUUCUACGGCAUGACCGCAGGUUGGUUCGUAUGUCGGAAGGUGCGCAGGAAGAUGACCUGGAUCUCAUCCACCCUGUUGGCUCAGAGGGCGAAGUCAAUGCCGCUGUUGGUCGGGUGGAGUAUGAUAUGGACGAGCAGGAUGAGAAGUGGCUGGAAGACUAUAAUGCGAAACGGAGGGAGGACCAACUGGAGGCAAUCAAACCGGCCGUCUUCGAGAUCACGAUGACCAAGAUUGAAAAGGAGUGGUAUGCCCUGGAGAAGCGCAUCCCAAAGCCGAACCCAAAACCUCCACAAACGCAACGUCCUCGUUCGAGCUCCGCCGCUGCGGUCAAUGGUGAAACUGCUCCCGGAGAAGAGCAGGACAGCAAAUGUGCCAUUUGUGAUGAUGGUGAUUGCGAGAACUCCAAUGCGAUAGUGUUCUGUGAUGGAUGUGACCUAGCAGUGCAUCAAGAGUGUUAUGGCGUUCCGUUCAUCCCUGAAGGGCAAUGGCUAUGCCGGAAAUGCCAGCUCAUCGGGAGAGGGUCAGUCAAUUGCAUAUUUUGUCCGAAUACCGAGGGUGCCUUCAAGCAGACCACCACGUCGAAGUGGUCCCAUCUUCUGUGUGCUAUCUGGAUCCCGGAAGUGUCGAUUGGCAAUCCGUCCUUGAUGGAGCCGAUUACUGAUGUCGAGAAAGUGCCGCGGAGCCGCUGGAAACUAACCUGUUACAUUUGUCGCCAGAGAAUGGGCGCAUCUAUCCAAUGUAGCAACAAAAAUUGUUUUGUGGCGUUUCACGUAACGUGCGCGCGACGGGCCCAGCUUUACCUAAAAAUGAAGUCUGGCCAUGGCACUCCAGCCGUGAUGGAUUCUCAUCUUCUCAAGGCCUUCUGCGAUAAGCAUGUUCCUCCUGAGUGGCGAAGGGAGCAUGGUACCGACGCCGCCACGGCGGAUGCGAUUGAAUAUUACCGGAAUACUAUGCAAGGUCGCCGUUGGGGAGACAGUCAGGCAGCAGCGCUUUCUCUGGAACCGGCACACUCUCAUAUUGGUGGGGAGCAUGGGGAUGACGAUGGGCACCGGACACAUGCACCACGGAUUACUCUUACUGUCGGCGGCAAUAAGCGCAAGCGCAUGACUGCACCUAAGACGAUCUGGAAGCUACCGUCCGGUGCCCCUGUGAUCCCUCAGGUGGUUUUGAACUCGGUCGUCGCCUCGCUUCAGCGAUUUGGAGUACGGCAGAGGAAGCAGUACGCUGAGGAUGCUUGCAAGUACUGGACUCUCAAACGCGAAGCCAGACGGGGUGCUGCGCUUCUGAAACGGUUACAGUUGCAGCUCGAGACCUUUUCGUCGAUGGAGAUGACCAGGAGAGAUUAUGUUGCCAUGGGAGUGACCGGCAGCAAGCGACUUCAGCGGCGCAUCGAGUUCGGCCAGAGGCUCUGCUACGACCUGGACAAGCUGAGGACGCUGUGCGACGAAGUCAGAAAGCGAGAAAAGGAGAAGCUGAGAGAUGUAGAAACUCUACGGAGUAUUGUUGAUACCGUCUACUUCCCCAUUUUCCCUCUGCUUUGGCCCAUCUUCGAGAAAGCUCAAGGGCUCGAUGGGAAGGGAAUAUUCAAGAAAGGGCUAUCGACAAUUCGCGUAAAGCUGCAAGAACGCUAUUACUCGUCGGUGGCUUCUUUCUCCGCCGAUCUUGCCCGGGAAUUCACUACGGAGAUCGGUGUCCAGCCAGCCGGGGAUACUGCAGAGCUACAGAUGCAGAUCAGCGGCCGUGCCCCGGAACUUAGCCUCGAGCAGCGCGAGAAGAGAAAAUUGGCUAAGCGCAUCAUCAAAGCUAUCCAACCAGCACUGGAAGACGCGAUCAGGAAAGAGAGCGAACUCAACCGCAAGCCUUUCGAACAAGAGUUGAAAGAGCUUGAUCUCAUGCUGGAAAACAGCGUCAUGUCUCGGCGAGGGUCUGAAGCCGACACUACAGAGCACACCGGAACUGACAAAGCAGAGCACUCUCAAGACCCAAGUCAAUCUACGGAGCAGCAGCCCGCAGAGAUCACUGCUAAAAUGGAAAACGACGAAGGGUCCGUUAUUGCCUCUCUACCUGAAAAGGUUGACGCAGCUGCUCAGCCAAAUGCACAACUGUCGCAGCCUACUCAAGAGCCCAGAGACUCGCCAGUCCAGCCAGUCCCCGAGUCAAGACCUGCUUCUACUUUUGACGUGCAGGAAGCAGAGAGCCAAACCAUCGAGGAUGGCCCAACGACAUCACAAACUCCUAUGGAAGGAGUCGAGCCAGCUGCCAGUGAAGCGGUCGGACCGACCGAGAUAGAUGGUUCGAAACCAGAAACACCGGCAGUUGAUGAGCAGACACAGCCCCUCACACCGCCUCGAAGUUUCACCGGUGAUCAAAAUUAUCCCUUGUCUCAGGGAGGAAUCCAAUGGUACAUGCAACCAUUUGAUCCUGUGGGAACCACCAUCCAUGAGGAACGCUGGACGGGACGGGACGUUAUGCGGGGAAUGAGUGAGGAACUGAGCGAAUUAGACGAGGAUGAACUCAAGGACUUGGUGGAGGAGGAUGAGCUGGAAGGGCAAGUGCUCAACGGACUGACGGAGACCUCGACUGGCACAGGCGCUCCUCCCCAGCAGCAUGUCAAGACUCAUCGGACGCGACGACGCUGGCGUGGGUUCAAAUAAGAGCAAGCAAGAACGGGGUGGCUCAAAUGCGACCAUUAAUCUUUUUUUUAACACUCUUCUUCUAUCUUCCCCCUAUCCCCCACAUUGGCAUUCUUUUUUUUUUCUUUUCUUUGCCUUUCUGUAUGUUUGCUUUUAUUUCUUCUUGUCGACAGUUGUUCAGCCAACUGGAAGGGAUGGGCGUUAGGCAUGUUUUCAUGGCCACGAGAAAUGGCAUUUUUGGGCCGUAGAAAGCCAGCAUCGCGUAAUGAACAGGCGUCGAAUGUAUGAAAU
This is a messenger RNA of Aspergillus saccharolyticus JOP 1030-1, 4179 nucleotides long. RefSeq names its product putative PHD finger domain protein. The record is from RefSeq and is a predicted model, not a curated record. Gene Ontology annotation, biological process: regulation of transcription by RNA polymerase II. NCBI's taxonomy places the organism in Eukaryota, Fungi, Ascomycota, Eurotiomycetes, Eurotiales, Aspergillaceae. The transcript is spliced from 2 exons. The coding region runs from base 325 to 3909 and encodes 1194 amino acids.